Messenger RNA from Sciurus carolinensis (gray squirrel), 2241 nucleotides. RefSeq names its product thiamin pyrophosphokinase 1 (gene Tpk1). The transcript has 8 exons. The coding region runs from base 761 to 1492 and encodes 243 amino acids. The record is from RefSeq and is a predicted model, not a curated record. Gene Ontology annotation, molecular function: thiamine binding; thiamine diphosphokinase activity; ATP binding. Gene Ontology annotation, biological process: thiamine metabolic process; thiamine diphosphate biosynthetic process. Lineage: Eukaryota; Metazoa; Chordata; Mammalia; Rodentia; Sciuridae.
CACAUCUCUUCCCUAACGGCACCUUCCAACGUGGCCUUCUGACCGCGUCAGGAGAGGACCCGGGUGCCUGGCGGUCCGGCUUCGGGCCACUUCUCCAACGACUCCGUGCACGGGUUGGACACCUGCACGCGCUUCCGCCGUGACGGUCUCCGGCCAGCGCGGCCUCCGCUCUGCGGCUGCAAGGCCAGCGGUGCUGGAGGUCAGGCUUGCUGGGAGCGGGCGAGGCAGCCGCGGGAGCGCGCUUCCCUUGGGGGGCCCGGCGACACGCCGGGCGCAGGAAGGAAGGGCGCGGACGCGGCGCCCGAGGGUCGGCCCGCGGAGGAGACCGGGGCAGCCGCUUUGCUUGGCAGGCGGGUGGAAGGGCAGUGACAGCUUCUGCCGAGGCCGGGCGGAGAGGGCUGCGCGGAGCGAGGAAGGCGAAGAAGCGCGGGCGGCUCGUCGCUCCCGGAAGAGGGCCGCGCGCCAGGCGCCUCAGCCGCGCGCCGAGCGAUCGAUAGCGGCGCUCCAUCGGCGGCGCUCGGAGGCGGGGCAGCGGGCAGGGGGCGCCACCCGGUGCCCGGAUGGAGGCGGGCGCCUGGCGGCGGGAGGGACGACCCCGAGGAGCGCGCCCCGUCGCGCGGUCUCCCCUCCCCGCCCCGCCCCGCCCCGCCGGCGCGCGUCCGCGGAUGCGCCGCCGAGCGCGGGCGUCUCGCAUGCCCCAGCAGCCUCGGGGACUCGAACCUGCGCCCCUGUGUUUUAACGCAGAGGCCGGUUUUCCGCUAUGGAGCGCGCCUUUACCCCGCUGGAGCCCCUGCUUCCCACUGGAAAUUUGAAGUUCUGCCUUGUAAUUCUUAAUCAGCCUCUGGACAAGUGUUUUCGCCAUCUUUGGGAAAAAGCUCUUUUAAAAGCCUGCGCUGAUGGAGGUGCCAACCGCUUAUAUGAUGUCACCGAAGGAGAGAGAGAAAGCUUUUUGCCUGAAUUCAUCAAUGGAGACUUUGAUUCGAUUAGACCUGAAGUCCGAGAGUUCUACAGUGUUAAGGGGUGUGAACUUAUUUCAACUCCAGAUCAAGACCACACUGACUUUACCAAAUGCCUUCAAGUACUCCAAAAGAAGAUAGAAGAAAAAAACCUACAGGUGGACGUGAUCGUGACCCUGGGAGGCCUCGCUGGACGUUUUGACCAGAUCAUGGCGUCUGUGAACACCCUGUUCCAAGCCACUCACAUCAUGCCUCUGCCAAUUAUCAUGAUCCAAGAGGAGUCUCUCAUCUACCUUCUCCAGCCGGGAAGGCACAGGCUGCUGGUGGGCACUGGGAUGGAAGGAAGUUGGUGCGGCCUCGUUCCUGUUGGGCAACCAUGCAGCCAGGUUACGACCACAGGCCUGAAGUGGAACCUCACAAAUGAUGUGCUUGGUUUCGGAACACUGGUCAGCACUUCUAAUACCUACGACGGGUCUGGUGUUGUGACUGUGGAAACCGACCAUCCACUCCUCUGGACCAUGGCUAUCAAAAACUAACCUGCUGACGGGCAUCCAGCGGUGUGCCUCUGCCUUACCUUAUUGCCAACGGUUUAUUGCUUUACAUGAACAAUUCAACUGGGUUUGGAGGAAUCUAAACUUCUGCAUGGAUGCCCACCUGUUUCAACCAUGUGAGGGGCUGAGGAUACAACUCGAUGACAGGGCACUUGUCUAGCAUACACAGGGCCUUGGGUUCAAUCCACCACACCACAAAACAUGAGUAAAAUAAAUAGAUGCUACUGUUUAUAUAACCCAAGUGACACUAUAAAUGAUAGAUCUCAGUUUUACUAUGGAAAAAUUAUUUAUGAAAGUAAAUAAGGUCUAUUACAUUUGAUUGGAAAACAUGUGGAUCAUUCCAUUAUAAAAUUCAGUACUGAUUAUUUAAUCUUCACUUAUCUUCAAAAACUGCUUUUAAUUUUGAAGCAGAAAAAAACUUCUAUUGAGGUUCCCCUUAGAACCUAAGCCAUCCUUAAAUGCCUGACAACAAGCUGCCUCUGAGUAUCUUCUAAUAUUAGAUUUUUCUAUAUAAUACAUAUUACCUUUUACCUGCAAAAAAGAAAUUCUUCCAGAUUGGUAUGUUCAAACUGAACCAUUUCACUCCAAUCUCAUUACUGUCUUCAGCUUAAAUAAUGUCAAGAAUCAUUGACCUCAUUGUUAGAUUUGAAACUAGGUAGAUUUGUAGUCUGUGGGUGAAAGAUAAAAAACAAUUCGUGAUAUCCUGCUUCCGUGUGAACCAUCAAAUUUGAAAG